AUGGUGACUGUUAGAUGUGUUUUGUCACUGGCUGCCAUACAUAAUUGGCAUAUUUUUCAUUUGGAUGUCAAUAAUGCCUUUUUAUAUGGAGACUUAGAUGAAGAAGUUUUCAUGAAAGCACCUCCUGGUUAUCUACCUAAGGGGGACACAAGAUCAAAAGCAGAUUAUUCUUUGUUUACCAAGAAGGAAGGUACCUCAUUUGUGGCACUACUACUCUAUGUGGAUGAUAUCCUACUUGCUAGCAGUGAUUUAGAGGCUAUUGAAUCUGUCAAAGCAGCUUUAACAGUGAAGUUCAAGUUGAAAGAUUUGGGUCCAGCCAAAUUUUUUCUUGGCAUGGAAAUUGCAAGAUCACAAAAGGGUAUUUCUUUAUCUCAAAGAAAAUAUACUCUAGAAUUAUUAGCAGAUUUUGGUUUACUUGCUGCCAAACCUGCAUUAUUUCCUAUGGAUACUCAUGCAAAAUUGUCAAAAACUGAAGGUGAAGUAGUUGAGGACAUUUCUGGAUAUCGAAGAUUAAUUGGAAGAUUAAUAUACCUUACUCAUACCAGACUAGACAUCACAUUUGCAGUCCAUCAUUUAAGCCAAUUUUUGGAUACUCCUCGAACACCACACCUCCAAGCAGCAAUGAGAAUUCUGAGGUAUUUGAAAUCUACUCCUGGGCAAGGUUUGUUUUUUUCCAGCUCUUCAAAUAUUCAUAUAAAAACCUUCUCGGAUUCAGAUUGGGCCAGCUGCCCAGACACUAGAAGGUCAGUUAGUGGAUAUUGCGUUUUCAUUGGUGAUUCAUUAAUAUCUUGGAAAUCAAAGAAGCAGCACACGGUUUCUAGAUCAUCAGCAGAGGCAGAAUAUAGGUCAAUGGCCUUUACUGUUUGUGAGAUAACAUGGAUUCGAGCAUUGCUUAAUGAUUUACAUCAGUCACACAGCCAACCAGCAGUAUUGUUUUGUGAUAAUUAG
This is a messenger RNA of Juglans regia (Persian walnut), 948 nucleotides long. RefSeq lists its product as uncharacterized. Bases 1 to 948 code for a protein of 315 amino acids. Lineage: Eukaryota; Viridiplantae; Streptophyta; Magnoliopsida; Fagales; Juglandaceae. The record is from RefSeq and is a predicted model, not a curated record. The transcript has 2 exons.